AUGAGAAGAAAUAAUUUGAAACUCGUGGAGAGUUUGAUGAAUUCAAGUCAAAUUAAACAAGUGGUGCAACAAUUGAUGAUGAAUGGUGUUGCAACUAAAUCAUCUUUAUCAUUACAGAAUAGAAUGAUGGAAAGAGGAUUUUCAAUGAAGAUUUCUCCAAUCCGAUCAUCAGUGGCCAAUACAUUGAAUAAUCAUCAACAACAAGAGAAACAACAAGAAAAACAAAAUUCUACUAAUAAUAAUAAUGGCAAUAAGAAGAAGAAAUCAUUCUUUGGGAAAUUAUUAAUGAUUGGUGGAGUGAUUGGUGGCUUACUCACUGUAGGGUAUUAUUAUGCCAAAGUAACAGAGAAGGUUUCUCAUGAAAAGUUUAAUGACAAGUCGUUUACUUGUGUUCAUAGGGAUGGAAAGACCAAGAAGGAAAUACUCUCUACCUAUAGACAUCACUUUCAAAUGAGCAUGCCACCUAUUGCAAUGAGUAGCAAUAUGUGUGUGGUUGAUUUGGGAAAAUCGGAAUUGAUGAUAUAUAAUCCAGUUGAAUUGACAGAUAUUGUAAAGAAUGAAUUGAAGAGAUUGGGAAAGGUGAAAUUAAUUAUUUUACCAAACAGUUCACAUCUCAAGUAUGCUAGUCAAUACUUGAAAUACUUUAUAUUGGAAAAUAAGGAUGGAAAGUUGGAAAAACCAUUCAUCUAUUGUCCAUAUCCAAACAAGCAAACAGUGAUUGAUAAUUUAUAUUCCAAAUUAUCGGCCGAAUAUCCAGAAUUGAAGAAAGAAGAUGUUGCCAAAUGCAUUUACACACUCCCUUCAGACAAUAGCACAACUCCAAGAGAAUGGCCUCGUGAUUGGCAAACACAAUUUGAUUUACAAGUUGUGACUGGAUUGAAUUUGAAUGAAGUUGUAAUGUGUCACAAGCCAACAAAGACCUUGAUAGCUUGCGAUACUGUAAUGGAUUGGAAGGAACCAAUAACUAUCAAAGUUGAUGAUCCAAAUCAUACACCAGUCAGUGUACAUUAUGGAAAAUUAUUGGAUUUGUACGGAAAAGGACCAACAAUACCAAAAUCAUUUAGAGCUUUAAUUACUGACAAGAAUCAAGCAGUUCAGGAUUUUACCAAAAUCUUCACUUGGAAUUGGGAGCAUAUAAUUAUGGCUCAUGGCAACAAUUUAAUUACACAAAAUCCAGAACAAGUUAGAAAACUCAAAUUGGACUAUUCUGAAGCAUUGUCAGAGAACCUUAAACUGUAA
This is a messenger RNA of Naegleria gruberi, 1239 nucleotides long. RefSeq lists its product as uncharacterized. The record is from RefSeq and is a predicted model, not a curated record. The transcript has a single exon. The coding region runs from base 1 to 1239 and encodes 412 amino acids. Lineage: Eukaryota; Heterolobosea; Eutetramitea; Acrasida; Naegleriidae.